AUGGCCUCCGCAGCACGGCUCGAGCGCUUGCGCAGGACCCUCCAACAAGACCUUGCCGCACUGCCUGACCGACCAGUAGCAGAGCCCGUCAUCAGCGACAGUGACGCUUCUGGUGGUGUAGCCCUGGACCUUGUCGACGCACCCAGCAAAGCCAGCAAACAACCAGAAGCCGUCGUGCAGCCUGAUCCUGAGCCCACACCAACCACUGAGCCGGACACUGACGGCCGACUCAUCUUCCUGAGCGACACUGACGGCCGACCCAUCUUCCCGAGGGACACUGAAAGCGCCUACAACCCAAGGUCGAUGCCCAAGCCGCCCAGUUCAACUUCACCUCCCAGUCCAACCUCACCUCCCAGUUCAACCUCACCUCCCAGUUCAACCUCACCUCCCAGUUCAACCUCACCUCCCAGUUCAACUUCACCGCCCAGUUCAACUUCACCGCCCGGUUCAACUUCACCUCCCAGUUCAACCUCACCUCCCAACCCAUCUGCCCCUCUCCCCGCCACCAACCUCAACCGUGGCGACCUUGGGUCAGCCACACACCACUACACGCCCAUAGUAGCCUUGGCCAAGUACCCCUACAAGUGGUGCAACAAGAGUCGCUCUCAAGACGUCGCUGCUGCCUUCUUCGACCAGGGCAAGUUCUGGGCGCGCGAGUGGGACCUCUACUACGUCUGGGAUAUCGACAGCCUCGCCAAGCCACUCAUCCUCGUCCUCGAAAGCCAAGUCCAGGACCUUCUCCGCGAGAUCAACCACCACCUGAAGCUCGACCUCUGCAUCACGCCCCAACAGCGCGAGGACGCCCUCAUCAGUCGCUUCCCUGAUCACCCUCGCUGCACUCCACGGUUCCUGGGACGCUCGCAGUCACGUGAAGACUACGACGACAUGCUCGGGAACGUGCCAGACCCCGACCUCGGCGCUGCGGGCGAGCCCGAACGCCCGCCGCUCGAUGCACUCGGCCUGGACGCCUUCAAGCAGCUCAUGGAGGACUCGUUCGAGGCGCAGAGGGCGAAGAACAAGGCGGCCAAGGCCAGGAAGCAGCAAGAGCGACUGGUGAAGCAGAAGACCCUCUUGGAUCAGUUCAAGCGUGCUCAGCGUUACCUUGGCCUGCGUCCUACCAUCGCCAAGGCUUCCAGUGGCCAAGUGCCAGCGAUUGACCCGACCCUACCCGCGCCCUACGACUGCGACCAGUCGGUCGUCUUCGUAUGCGUCGACGUCGAGUCCUACGAGCGCGCCCACCACAAGAUCACCGAAGUCGGCAUCGCCACACUCGACACGCGAGAUCUAGUGAAUGUCGCCCCGGGCCCUGAUGCUGAGAAGUGGACGUCUCUGAUCCGCACGCGCCAUUUCCGAAUCAAGGAGCACGCCCACCUGGUCAACUCCAAGUUUGUGCAAGGAUGCCCAGACCGCUUCUACUUUGGCGAAUCCACAAUGGUUGCUCUGGCUGCAGCGCCCGCACAUGUUGCCGCUUGCUUCUCGCCUCCGUUCGGCGCCCACCCCUCCAACGCAAAGAGCGCCGUAGACCUCACAAAGACGGUCAAUCUGAGCGAGGAGCGCAACCUCAUCUUCCUCGGCCACGACACCCUGGGCGACGUCAAGUACCUCCAGAACCUCGGUUUUGACCCCAUGAAGAUUGACAAUCUGCUCGAAGCCUUGGAUACCGCCGUCAUGUACCGCGUGUGGCGUCGAGAGCUGACUUCCACGAGUCUCGGCAGGAUCCUUCACGGCUUCGACAUCGCUGGCCACGGUCUCCACAACGCUGGCAACGACGCCGCAUACACGGUACAGGCUAUGCUAGCCAUCUGCGUUCGCGAGGCCAGCCUGCGCGACUCACCAGAGCUGGAGAGCAUACGGAACAGCGAGAAGGCCGCCAGGCUUGCAGCUGCCGUGGAGGAGGCGCAAGAGAGGGCAAGGAACGAGGCUGAAGGCUGGAGCGACCACGAAGACGGUGAUGGUGGACCACCAGUGCCGCUUGCAGUCACCUCGCUGACGCUCACGCCUGCAUCGACUGCCCCAACGGCCCCAUCAGACAAUGACCGCGGUGGCUACCGAGGCAGGGGCCGCGGAUGUGGCGGACCGCAGGCUCUGUACAACCCCCAUGACUCCGCACACAGUAACGGGCACGGAGCACGACGAGGUCGACCACGGGGACAGCCUGAAGGCCUUCACGCUCACACACGAGGUGGCCUGGUCAACGGCUCCCACCGAGGGCGUGGUCGCGGCCGCGGCCGUGGUGGGUCCAACCCAGCGUCUGACAGUUCCACGCCAGGCUCUCAGGUACGCCUCCUUGACCUCAGCCAGGUAUCACCGCAUCAGCGGUUGCACACUACGAUGCCUUCUAACUUGACUCAGCAGGUGCAUUAUCGUUGGUAG
Didymella exigua CBS 183.55 is the source of this 2373-nucleotide messenger RNA. RefSeq lists its product as uncharacterized. The transcript is spliced from 3 exons. The coding region runs from base 1 to 2373 and encodes 790 amino acids. NCBI's taxonomy places the organism in Eukaryota, Fungi, Ascomycota, Dothideomycetes, Pleosporales, Didymellaceae. Gene Ontology annotation, molecular function: nucleic acid binding. The record is from RefSeq and is a predicted model, not a curated record. Gene Ontology annotation, cellular component: nucleus.